Molecule: messenger RNA, 1980 nt
Organism: Eufriesea mexicana
Lineage: Eukaryota; Metazoa; Arthropoda; Insecta; Hymenoptera; Apidae
Product: glutamate receptor ionotropic, delta-2
Exons: 8
Coding region: 1-1980 (659 amino acids)
Cellular component (GO): membrane
Molecular function (GO): ligand-gated monoatomic ion channel activity
Source: RefSeq, a predicted model, not a curated record
AUGUCGCGAAUAACUCGUUACGCGAUCGUCGCACUGCUAGCCUUAUCCGUUUCGGUGUUCCCGAUGGACAUACACGAUGCUCAUAAGUAUAUCCUUUUAAUUGCCGACGUUCAUAGCUAUUACGGAACGACCUGCAUCAUAAUCGUACGUUCGGACAGCUAUACCGAUCCCAAUCAAACGGCCCUGACUUAUAUAUGGUCCCGGGCUUUCUCUCAACGAGGCAUCUUCACCAUGAUCGUAAGCUUUUCCGAACUGUCACGAGAGGCAAGGAAAUUCCAAGGUUACAUCACGCGUCCAUUGUACGUCGUUAUUCUCGCUACAAAGGAGACCGUGGACGAGUUUUCGAUGGCCACCGGACAGAUCGAUAUCUCUUUCCCCGUGUGGCUGGUGAUGUUUCUGCCGUAUCGAGGCAAUUUAACGAGAAACCUUUGCGAGAAUCCUCUUGGCAAUCCCUUUAAUCUAAUGUUCGACACGGAGAUGCUGGUGCUCUGCUACGACCAGCCGAUUUUGAGAGAAUGGUACUCGUUGCGCGAUAACAGAACCAGAUUCUACGAUCUGGCCAGCUGGGAGUCCGGUCAAGGAUUGAACCUGAGGUCGAGAGAUUGCUUGUACGUAAGGAGGAACAACAUGUUUGGAGAAACGAUGCGCGUGUCGUUUAUUGAGGAUUCACCGUUCGUCGAGAUGAAGAACGGCGUGCUAUCGCAUUUCUUCGGCGAAGUGAUCAUCGAGCUGAGCAAAUCGAUCAACUUCAGGAUCGAAUUGACGAGCUCCAUAUCGGCGUACGGUAGUUGGAACAAGGAGGAGAAGGUCUGGACAGGUCUGAUAGGUGAAGUGGUGUCGAAGAGGGCAGACUUUGGUGUCGCAGAGUUCAGCAUGACUAAUCACAGACUGGACGUGGUCGACUUUACCUUGCCAUUAAUUAUUUCGCCUAAUAAGAUAUACUUUAAGAAACCCGAUGGUUCAUCUGUACAGUGGUCUGCAUAUUUUAAGACGUUCCGCACAGACAUUUGGGUCGUGAUAAUAUGUCUCAUCGUGUCGACUCCGAUUUUUCUUACCGUCAUGAAGACGAAAGGACGUAUCGUAAUGAGAAUCCUGUCGGACCAUUAUAUAAGCGUUUGGGGGAUUUACUGUCAGCAGGGUCUAUCAGAAUUUCCGAGCCAGUCGUCGAUGAGAUUAGCUUUCCUAUCGAUUUUCCUGUCCGCGUUGAUCAUUCUGUCGGCUUACUCCGCUUCGUUGAUCAGUUUCCUCACGGUUUCCACGGUUACCUUACCUUUCACCACCAUGGAAGAAUUCGCCAACUACGGCUCGUACAAAUUAAUAGUGUUCAAAAACAGCGCAGACUACGACAUGAUAAUCUCAGCGAACACUAGCCUAUUCUCGAAGGUGAAGAAACUCUUGAAGAGGAAGGAGGACCUGCCUUUAACGAUUCACGAUGGUUUUGCCCAGGUGUGCACCGAGAAGGUAGGAUUCUACUUAACCGAAGCAAUAAAGGACGGUAUCAGCGGCUUACCGUGCGAAACUGCGCAUAUCGAGGCGGACAAAAUCGACAGUUUGGCACUAGUUUUGAAUAAGGACAGCCCAUACACGGGACUGGUGAAUUAUCAUUUACAGCGAUUCAAAGACAACGGAAUGCUGGUCAGAUUAAGGAACACGUUUCUCGUAACCAAAGACUCUCGCGACAAAGGGUACACUAGUGUUACUUUGCGUGGAAUCGCGCCUAUUUUAGCCGUCCUGGCCGGUGGAGUGCUUUUCAGCUGUUUCUUGCUGAUGCUCGAGAAAGUGUACCAUAACCUAUGGAGCAGCGAGCGCAAAGAGACUUUCCGGUUCGACUUCUCGCGAAAAUCAUCCGACCGUGAUAACAAUCGCGAGAGGCGAGCUGGAAAUUUCGUGAAAGAUACGCUUCCGUUCAAGGAAAAUUACCGAUCGAAAAUAAUAUUCAACGAAAGUUUGUACAAUCAAAAAUUCGGGAGUCGCAUUUGA